AGGAGAGCGGGAUAUGUCUGCUAACUAGAGAUAACAUAGAAGAUUUUAAAAAGGGGACCAAAUCCACAAACAAAAUAUUGAAAUUAAUUUCUUAAUGGGAAAUAUAAAUGGCAACAUUUCAACAAUGUGAGUAAUGCCCAUUUGUGUGACAAUUAAUCAUAUAUUCCCCUUUUCUAGUAGUCACUUCCACCACAUGACACCAAGGAACAUAACAGCAGUUUCAGAAUUUCUUCUUCUGGGAUUUUCAGAGGAGCCAGAACUGCAGCCCCUCAUGUUUGGGCUUUUCCUCUCCAUGUACCUGAUCACAGUGUUUGGAAACCUGCUCAUCAUCCUGGCCGUCAUCUCAGACUCCCACCUCCACACCCCCAUGUACUUCUUCCUCUCCAACCUGUCCUUUGUAGACAUCUGUUUCACCUCCACCACCAUCCCAAAGAUGCUGUGGAACAUCCAGACCCAGAGCAAAGUCAUCACCUAUGAAGGCUGCAUCAUCCAGAUGCAUUUUUUUACACUCUUUAUAGGAUUAGACAUCUUCCUCCUGACCGUGAUGGCCUAUGACCGGUUUGUGGCCAUCUGUCACCCCCUGCACUACAUGGUCAUCAUGAACCCCCGGCUCUGUGGACUGCUGGUGCUAGCAUCCUGGCUCUCCGUUGUCUCCUUAUUUUAUUGUACAGGCUUAGGAGUGUACCUUAGCUCUGCUGCUCCCCACAGCUCACACUCGAGUGCAACAGCCUCGGUGAUGUACACAGUGGUCACCCCCAUGCUGAACCCCUUCAUUUACAGUCUGAGAAAUAAAGACUUAAAGAGGGGUCUAAAAAUACUCUUUCAAAAGGAAACUAUAAAUAAGCCUAUUAUCCUAAGGUUUAAGAAGUAUACGUGA
Molecule: messenger RNA, 877 nt
Organism: Camelus dromedarius (Arabian camel)
Lineage: Eukaryota; Metazoa; Chordata; Mammalia; Artiodactyla; Camelidae
Product: olfactory receptor 7A17-like
Exons: 2
Coding region: 134-877 (247 amino acids)
Biological process (GO): G protein-coupled receptor signaling pathway
Cellular component (GO): plasma membrane
Molecular function (GO): G protein-coupled receptor activity; olfactory receptor activity
Source: RefSeq, a predicted model, not a curated record